Molecule: messenger RNA, 2214 nt
Organism: Cryptomeria japonica (Japanese cedar)
Lineage: Eukaryota; Viridiplantae; Streptophyta; Pinopsida; Cupressales; Cupressaceae
Product: LRR receptor-like serine/threonine-protein kinase GSO1
Exons: 2
Coding region: 1-2214 (737 amino acids)
Biological process (GO): hormone-mediated signaling pathway
Cellular component (GO): plasma membrane
Molecular function (GO): protein binding
Source: RefSeq, a predicted model, not a curated record
AUGGCUCGCGUAAAUGGUUCGGGUAUCCUCCUCCUGCACUCUAUUUUCAUUUUAAGCUUUCUCUCACAUUUUCUCCAUGGAUGUCCUCUACACGAAUUGAAAGCUCUUUUGAGUAUAAGGGACAGUUUGAAUGACCCCAAGGGAGAGCUCAACUCUUGGGAGGGAGAUGAUUGCUGUAUAUGGAAAGGUAUUUAUUGUGAUGAAGUGAAGAAGGGUAGACAGGUCUCCAAGUUGGAUAUCCAUGGCUUUUACCUUGAAGGUAAUGUGAGUUCAGGCUUGCUUGAAUUGAAACAUCUCAGGCAUUUAGAUUUGGGGGGUAAUAAUUUUAGCUGGGAAAGUCUGAUGCCUGCAGGCUUGGGUUCUUUAAAAGACCUAACAUAUCUAGAUAUGUCUUUAGCGAAAGGUAUAUUCAGUCGGUGUUGGAUGCCUGAAGGCUUGAGUUCUUUAAAAGACCUAACAUAUCUAGAUAUGUCUUUAGCGAAAGCUAAAUCCAGUAGGUGUACAUGGGCAAAUCAUUUGAGCAUACAAUGGUUGUCUAGUCUGUCAUCACUAAAAUAUCUGUCAUUGAGUAGGUUAUAUCUGCAGAGCUCUGAAAUAAACCCAGCUAUUGGUAGUCUCUCCAAGCUUAAUCAUCUGGAGCUGUCCGAAUGUGAUCUGGAAGGCUCCACCGUGCUAAAUUCUUUAGUCAAUCUUUCCUCUCUUGGUUUUGUGGACCUAAGUAAAAAUAGCAUUUCAGGAUCAAUACCUAGUUGGAUGGGAAAUAUGAGCAAAUUAACUUCACUUGAUCUAAGUCACAAUUAUUUGAAAGGUUCUAUACCUCCCGGCAUGAUUAGCACUAGUUGUAGAAGUCUUUCCUAUUUGGACCUUGGGUAUAAUCAUUUAGAAGGCACAAUACCACCCAGCUUGGGUUUCCAUAUGAAUCUCUCUUACACAGAUCUUAGUUACAACAAACUUAGUGGUCAAAUACCUUCUUCUGUUGGGAAUCUCUCUGCUCUUGUUCAGCUAGAUCUUAGUGACAACGAGCUUAGUGGUCAAAUACCUUCUUCUUUAGAUCUUAGUAACAACGAGCUUAGUGGUCAAAUACCUCCUCUUGGAAAUCUCUUUGUUCUUGUCCAGUUAGAUCUUAGUAACAACAAGCUUAGGCUUGAAAUACCUCCUAUCGGAAAUCUCUAUGCUCUUGCUCUGUUAGACCUUAGUUACAACAAGCUUAGCGGUCAAAUACCUCCUCUUGGAAAUCUCUCUGCUCUUGUUCGGUUAUAUCUUAAUGACAACAAGCUUAGUAGUCAAGUGCCCCACUCUGUAGGAAAUCUCUCUGCUCUUGUCGAUUUAGAAUUACGAGGUAAUCAUCUGAGUGGAAGCCUUCCCCUAUCAUUUUCUCAACUAUCUUCUCUCACUUAUCUUGAUGUAAGCAACAAUGCAUUGAAUGCAAGUGUCCAUCCUUCACUUAAGCUACCGUCCUCUCUUUACUCUAUAGACCUUUCGACCAACAGCAUGGUUGGAAUAGUUCCAGAAGUUCUUUUUCAGAACACUUUCAAGUUACAAAGUCUUGAUUUGAGUGACAGUGGAUUGAGUAUCAAUUUUAGCUCGACCUGGAUCCCCCCAUUCCAGCUUUGGAAUCUAUUUUUGAGGAAAUGUAAAAUUGGAGGCCCGGUCCCCAACUGGAUUUCAACGCAAUAUGGGCUCAGUACAUUGGACUUGUCAAAUACCUCAAUUGUGGGAAGUCUUCCUCCUUGGCUAUGGGGUUUUUCAUCACAGUUGACAAGCCUAAACCUGUCAAAUAAUUAUUUGGAAGGUCCUUUCUCUCCUACCUUGGUGAGAAUAGAUAUGCUGGAUCUCUCUAAAAAUGAAUUGAGUGGACAUUUAGUGGCUGAUAUUGAUGAGCAUGUCUUGUCUGUACACAGAUUGCUCCUUGCAGACAACAAAUUGGAAGGGAGAAUCCCAGAUUCACUGGGGAAUAUAAGCUCUCUGUAUUCUCUGGAUUUGUCAGGCAAUUUGUUAACAGGGAGUAUCCCAGCUAGUUUGGGUGGUUUGCUAAGUCUUAGAAUGCUGAAUUUGGAAAACAAUCUGUUGGAUGGAAAGAUUCCUGGCGACCUUGGCAGGCUAUCACAGAUUGUCAUACUCAAUAUUGCAAAUAAUCAUUUGAAUGGUAGAAUCCCUAAUGAGCUGGGUAAUAUGACACAACUGGGUAAUAUGACCAAGAUUUUCAAGUGGUGA